GUGAAAAUUUUCCUGUUAAUCUGAUGUGUUAUUUCUGUUUAUGAGAUUUAAUACAUUUGCGGCUCUUUUUGAUUUUAUGAAAUGCUUGAAAAUGAAAGCAGUGAAGGUCGUGAAGCAGAAGAGUAUAUUGGACUUUCGGACUUUGUGGCUGAUGGAGAUGAACAGCUAAGUUUCUCAGUUGGUGAUAGAUUAAAGGUCCAUGACAGGAGUUCAGAAGUGUGGUGGUGGGCUGAACUGCAGGGUCACUUUGGUUAUGUUCCAUCCAACUAUUUGCACCAAAACGACGAGGAUGUGGAAGAUGCUUGGCAAAACGACGAAUAUUUCGGGAAUUAUGGGAUAUUAAGGCUUCAUCUUGAAAUGCUGUCAGAUAAACCCCGCACAGAGAUGUACAGGCAGGUGAUCCUGAGGAACAGUACUGCCCUGGGAGGGAAGGUGGUCAUGGACUUGGGCUGUGGGACAGGAGUUAUCAGCCUCUUCUGUGCCCGACUAGCACAACCUGCAGCGGUGUAUGCUGUAGAAGCCAGCUCAAUGGCAGAGCACACAAAGGAACUAGUGAGGCAGAACGGUUGUGAGGGAGUCGUGACCGUGUUUCAGGGCCGAGUCGAGAAUGUCUCUCUGCCCGGGAAAGUGGAUGUUCUAGUGUCAGAGUGGAUGGGGAACUGUCUUCUGUUUGAGUUCAUGGUGGAGUCAGUGUUGCUGGCUCGUGAUCUAUGGUUGAAGGAGGGGGGAAUGAUGUGGCCGUCUUCUGCCUGUCUUACUGUCGUUCCUUGCCAGGCCCUCUCUGACUACAAGCAAAAAAUUGAGUUCUGGGAGAAGCCAUAUGACCUUGACUUCAGCUUUCUGCAGCCACUUGCACAGAAGGAGUUUCUCUCCAAGCCUAAGUUUAGCCAUCAUCUCAUACCUGAGGACUGUUUGUCCACCCCAUCUGAUGUCAUCACUCUUGAUAUGGCUACGAUGCGGGUGUCAGACUUGGAGAGACUCAAAGGAGAGUUUAGUUUUACUAUUGAGAAGACAGGCACAUGGCAUGGCUUCACUGUUUGGUUCAGUGCACAUUUCCAGAGUUUAGAAGAAGACGGACCAGCAUUGGAGUUGAACACCGGACCAUAUUCUGAGAUGACUCACUGGAAACAGACUCUGUUCAUGGUGGAUUCACCAGUGACAGUUGAGAAAGGAGACAUUAUCGUGGGGUCCAUACAUCUUCAGAGAAAUCCUAUCUGGAGACGUCACUUGUCAAUCACCUUUUCAUGGAAUAUAAACAGCACAGAUCUUUCUAGGGUACAGACAAAGAGUUUUCCAAUGUGGAGGUGACAUGAAGACCCAUCCACUAACUUUUGCAACAAACAAAUCCUUGUCCUUGAACUUUGUCUUUCUCUUUGCAUUUUACAAACAGUACCUGUCCAUGCAGGUUGCAUUUGUCAAAAUAAAACUGA
Xyrauchen texanus (razorback sucker) is the source of this 1430-nucleotide messenger RNA. RefSeq names its product protein arginine methyltransferase 2 (gene prmt2). Gene Ontology annotation, cellular component: nucleus. The record is from RefSeq and is a predicted model, not a curated record. Gene Ontology annotation, molecular function: protein binding; protein-arginine N-methyltransferase activity. NCBI's taxonomy places the organism in Eukaryota, Metazoa, Chordata, Actinopteri, Cypriniformes, Catostomidae. Bases 82 to 1308 code for a protein of 408 amino acids. The transcript is spliced from 9 exons. Gene Ontology annotation, biological process: peptidyl-arginine methylation.